AUGUACAAUGAAGAGCCUACAAAUUUAACAUUAUAUUUACAGCUAACAAUAGAUGAACGUCACCACAACAGUCGUGUCGGUCGUGUCAGUUGUGUCGGUCGUGGCUAUCGUGUUGGUCGUGUCUGUCGUGUCAGUCGUGUCAGUCGUGUCGAUCGUGUCUAUCGUGUCGGUCGUGUCGGUCGUGUCGAUCGUGCCUGUCGUGUCGGUCGUGUCGAUCGUGUCGGUCGUGUCGGUCGUGUCGAUCGUGUCGGUCGUGUCGGUCGUGUCGAUCGUGCCUGUCGUGUCGGUCGUGUCGAUCGUGUCGAUCGUGUCGGUCGUGUCGAUCGUGCCUGUCGUGUCGGUCGUGUUGAUCGUGUCGGUCGUGUCGGUCGUGUCGAUCGUGUCGGUCGUAUUGGUCGUGUCUGUCGUGUCGGUCGUGUCAGUCGUGUCGGUCGUGUCGAUCGUGUCGAUCGUGUCAGUCUUGUCGAUCGUGUCUAUCGUGUCAGUCUUGUCGGUCGUGUCUAUCGUGUCGGUCGUGUCUAUCGUGUCAGUAGUAUCAGUCGUGUCGGUCGUGUCAGUUGUGUCGGUCGUGUCUAUCGUGUCGGUCGUGUCUAUCGUGUCGGUCGUGUCUAUCGUGUCGGUCGUGUCUAUCGUGUCAGUCGUAUCAGUCGUGUCGGUCGUGUCAGUUGUGUCAGUCGUGGCUAUCGUGUCGGUCGUGGCUAUCGUGUCGGUCGUGUCGGUCGUGUCUAUAUAGAAAUUCUCAAUGAUAGCUCGAGAUUAGAAGAAAUGUUCAAUAUUUGGAUUCUAACCGGUAAAGGCAGUAAGCUAUAA
Molecule: messenger RNA, 810 nt
Organism: Spodoptera littoralis (African cotton leafworm)
Lineage: Eukaryota; Metazoa; Arthropoda; Insecta; Lepidoptera; Noctuidae
Source: the annotation of a GenBank genome assembly